GGCUCGAGGAGCAGCGUCCGCGUGGGAGAGCGGGACAGACGGCAGCGGGGACACGGGGAGACGGCCCCGGGGAGACUGGGACUGAGAGUGAGACAGAGACACGGACACGGCCCCGGCCCCGGCCCCGGGGAGACAGGGACUGGGACUGACUAAGAGAGAGAGAGCCCGCGAUGGCCGAGGAGCAGCAGCGGCGGCUGCACAACGCGGUGGACGGCAUGGUCCAUGGGCUAGAGAGAGAACUGAUCCGGAAGAUGCAGGGGAAAAUGUUUCGGUGCAGUGCAGACUGCUGCGAGAAUGCCAACGCCUCAAUGGAGGAGGUACAUCAGUGCAUCGAACGUUGCCACGCACCGCUGGCACAGGCACAGGCCACCGUCACCGGGGAGCUGGAGAGGUUCCAGAAUCGGCUGCAGCGCUGCAUGAUGGACUGUAACGACCGAGCGAAGGACGCCUUCCACUCAGGAGUCAAAGAGCCUGACGUCAAGCUGAAGGCGGACUCCUGCGUCAGCAAGUGCGUGGACGAUCACGCUGUCCUCAUCCCCAGCAUGACGCGGACGCUGAAGGAGUCACUGACCUCCAUAGCCAAGUGAGGCAGCACCUCGGAUAACGAAGUCAGGUAAUUCGUUCGUUCUUCCCGAAGGAAGAGGUGCCACAUUGAAGCAGUGAUAUCACGGCAAACCAAACUCAAUAACACCCCCACACCGCCACGCACCCCACCCAACUCCACCACUUGGCAGCACUGGAGUCUGGUAACUCAUCUCUCAAUUGCAGACUUGAGAGCAAAGGAGCUCGCAGCAGUGUCCUCCCCACUCAGGGACAGAUCAGCAAGACCACAAGGGAGGUGGGUCAGGACUUUAACACAUUUACCAAAGUACUCGAUGUUGCUCCAAGGCGGAACUCAGAGCAGCAAAGGCGCCUGUCAUCGGAUGGUAAUAAGAAACUGUCGCCUUUCUGCUCGCUCAGUCCUUGCCUCCUUUGUGCAGCCCACGCUGGUGGAGAAACACGUAAGGGAUUUAAAGCCAGUUUGUGGGGCAUCGGGACAGCUUGACUUGACCCGUUGGGCAAACGGAAGGAGCUGACCGCAGAAACAUGUGAUCCUUUCACCUCCGCUUUCGAUACGUCGCGUCACUCAGCUGCCCCUUUCAAUCACUGUUUCACACGGAUCGAGGGCUCAAUUUCAGCUCAACCUUGGGCAGAACGUUUCAGGGAAUCAGAAUGGAUUUCAACUCAAGCCAUCUCCACUCUUCCAUGCUUUUCCUUCUCCAUUGAAGAAUAUCUUUGAAGAAGGAUGUUAGUUAAAGCACGCGCGAGACCAUUAGCCUUCUGUCAGUGUCUGGCUCCUUGCUGUGUUGUCAAAUGAGUACCCGAUCUUUUCAAUGCAGGGCACCCAUAACCUUUCCCCUUUCAGAUCCUAUUUGAUCAUAAUUUGGAAAUGUAAAGAAAGCUGAUCUCUGUUUUUAACAAAAAAAUUGAUUUCAGUCUCCUCUGGGUCAGGGAGUCGUAAAUCAGAGUCUCAUUUGGAGGCGUCAGGUGUCAAAAGGAAGUCAGCUCCAAGAUUCCUUGAGCCGAAUAAGGAAAAGAUUCCCCCAUGCUGUUUUCAAGAGCACACCUCCCAGUGUAACUUCGGUUUGCGGAGCUGGAUGAUUCUUCCAACAGAAAUGUUUUGAGCUCCCCUUAGGGUGAAACGUCGGACGUUUUCUGCAUUCCCUCACCCCACCCCGCCACCGCCGCAUGGCUGGUUUUGCUGACUUUGAAUAAAGAAAUGUCAGCAAUUGAGACUCAGCAUGAGACUCACUGAUACUCACUCUGAACUUUGCCUCUGUCUCUCUCGUGUGAUAUGUUGAUCCUCUGACUGUGGUGUGCACAGGAAGUGUGCUGGAGGUGAUAUGCUGACAGAGCUGAUGGCAGAGUCAGAUUCUGAAGUAUUUCUCAUGACCGCCGCUGCUCUGACAGUCAGUUUCCUGCAGGACUGUAUACCAAUGUGGAAGGGACAGGAAGUGUCAGUGUUUGAGUUAGACCUUCCACCAACUUCUCUCCUCCGCGUUGCAGUCAUUUCUGGGAUGGGCCAUGGGCUGGAGGGUGGGAAUGCGAAAGACGACAAAUUUGCCCACAACAUGCUCGAAAACCUGUCAUGCUCUCCCCAGAAGAGUUGGAUGGUUCUUUGAAUCCCAUUGCUUUUAGCAAUACCUGCGUAAAGGGGAUAGGAAUCAAAACACGCAGUAUUUCACGCGGGGCAGAAUCCUCACAAGAUCACAAACCGGGAUCUUCAUCUGUCUGUGGGUUUUCCCACCCCCGACAUCUGUGAUGUAUCAAACCCUUGAGGAAAGCCUGCCAUUCAUAAGCUUCCAAUUUGGAUUCUGACAACGAACCACUGAAUUCAUUUGAGUGUGCUUUUAGCUCCAUGUAACGGAUGGGGAACAGUGCCCUGCUUGACAGUAUCUUGACAGACAACAGAGAAGUGUUGCUGAAAAGAGACACAAUGUCACUGAAGUUUUUGCCCCCCCGUGUUAUAAAUUAUGGCGAUCACUUGAAGUUUGGCAUUGAGUGCAAGAGGAAGAGCUUUGGGAAUAUAUUUCUUUUUGCAGUGAUACUAACAACCUGUAAUAAUGUCCUGUUUGCCCAGUGAGCCAUUAGACCUUGUGUUGUCCAGGCAUCAUUAGCCUUGAUUCCCUCAAUCUCCACGUGUCCAAUAGUUUUUGGACAGAUUUAAAAGAAGCAAUUGCAGUUAUCUUCUUGACUCUGCAAGGAUUCUGACACUGUUUAAGUUGUGUGUCAGGUAGAAGCUGAUUGUGGUUUUACGUGUGCUCUGGUCAGGAGGCUGUGACAUGCAUGUCGAGUGAGGUGCUUUUUCUGAUCUCCAGUGUUGCUGACCACAGCUGCUUCAUGUCAUGUCUGAACCACCUGCCUUCAGCAAUGUGUAAUUUGCAGGUCGGUGAGAAUAUCGCCCCUCCCCGCAAACAGAAGCCAGGACUGAAAAAGUGCAUCUGUCUUUUGUGUAACACGAGAUGUAAGUGUGUGAUUUCAUUGAGUGCUGCUUGCCGUGAAGUCUUUUCGCCUCUUGUUCAUCUCCAGUCUGGAGUUGGUUUAACUGUGAAGGUUUCCCGUACGGAACUCUGUGUGUGUGCGCGCGUGUGCAGUGUUCAAUUAAAGAUUUGAAUCAUUCUCUGG
Molecule: messenger RNA, 3165 nt
Organism: Hemiscyllium ocellatum (epaulette shark)
Lineage: Eukaryota; Metazoa; Chordata; Chondrichthyes; Orectolobiformes; Hemiscylliidae
Gene: timcc
Product: family with sequence similarity 136 member A
Exons: 3
Coding region: 171-587 (138 amino acids)
Cellular component (GO): cytoplasm
Source: RefSeq, a predicted model, not a curated record